Momordica charantia (bitter melon) is the source of this 1497-nucleotide messenger RNA. RefSeq names its product 1-cysteine peroxiredoxin 1 (gene PER1). Gene Ontology annotation, molecular function: peroxiredoxin activity. Gene Ontology annotation, cellular component: cytosol; mitochondrion. Lineage: Eukaryota; Viridiplantae; Streptophyta; Magnoliopsida; Cucurbitales; Cucurbitaceae. Gene Ontology annotation, biological process: cell redox homeostasis; cellular oxidant detoxification. The record is from RefSeq and is a predicted model, not a curated record.
CAUGGUUGCAAUUCUGUUGGAGCUGCUGCCCGGUGAUUUAAGGUGAAGGGCUGGUAGCGCUGAAUGAGACCAGCCAGUAUGAUCGAUCAAAAGAGUUCGGGUUCGAGAGGAAUAAAAUAUCUUCAAUCUGCAUAUAUCCACUGCUAGAUUUUCAUACGCUGAUCGAAUCAUCGAGGGCGAUUUCAAAAAUACUCAUCCAGAUGUCGUUGUCGUGUUCCCUAAAAUGCAAUAUUUGGACACAAUCGAGUUGUUGGAUAGCCGUGAGGAAGGAAAAAAAACGGAGAAAAUUGGAUACUGGACGUGGGUGUUCGUGGAGAGAGACAAGUAGAUACCACAUUUUUGUCAAAAUACACGCAACGUCUCACCAGUUGACACGAAAACUGCCACGUUCGCUUCAUGCAGCAGACCAGGAAAUCGCCAAAGCGGCAUAUAUAUACACGUAAGGGGAAAGAAAGAAAACACAUCAGAACUCAGAACGCGGAGAAGAGAGUAUUUCGAAUUUGAACUCUUUCACGUUUACGUACCCCCUUGUGUAGGAAAGAAGUAGGAAAAUAUGCCAGGCCUUACAAUCGGCGAUGCAGUACCCAACCUUCAAGCCGAUAGCACCCAUGGGAAGAUCAUUCUUCACGACUACAUCGGCGGCGGCUGGGCCAUCAUCUUCUCUCACCCAGGUGAUUUCACUCCGGUGUGUACCACGGAGCUAGGGAUGAUGGCUGCUUACGCAGAGGAGUUUGGUCGAAGGGGUGUGAAGCUCAUAGGAUUGUCUUGCGAUGAUGUUCAAUCUCAUACCGAGUGGAUCAAAGAUAUCGAAGCCUACAAUAAAGGAAAAAGGGUGACAUAUCCAAUACUGGCCGAUCCGAAUCGGGAGAUCAUCAAAAAGCUGAACAUGGUCGACCCCGACGAGAAAGAUUCGUCGGGGGCUCCAGUGCCUUCGCGGGCGUUGCACAUUGUCGGUCCGGACAAGAAGGUGAAGCUGAGCUUCCUGUACCCAGCAAGUACAGGGAGGAACAUGGAGGAAGUGAUGAGGGUUGUGGAGUCUCUGCAGAAGAGUGCAAAGCACAGGGUGGCGACCCCAGCGAACUGGAAGCCCGGCGACAAGUGCUUCAUUGCGCCGAAUGUGCCGAACGAGGAGGCCAAGGAGAUGUUUCCUCAAGGCUUCGAGACUGUGGAGCUUCCAUCAAAGAAGGAAUAUUUGCGUUUCACUGCUGUGUGAAUAAGAAGCAGCUAAGCUAAACUAAACUAAGGCUCUAAAAUGUGAGAGAUUUUGUGUGCAUGUGUGUGUGUAUGUGGGAAUGAGGGUCUCUCUUUGUGUGUGUGUAUGUGGGAAUGAGGGUCUCUCUUUGUGUGUGUGUAUGAGAGAUUAUGUGUAUGUGGUAUGAUGAAGCAAUAACUAACCUUAUGGUUCUCUCUGUAUUUGCAACAGAUAGAAUGGAUUAAAUAACAAAUGCCUCAUAUAUCUUAUAAGAGGCUCAAGAGGACCAUGAUCAUAUAUAUCUA